Molecule: messenger RNA, 609 nt
Organism: Penicillium soppii
Lineage: Eukaryota; Fungi; Ascomycota; Eurotiomycetes; Eurotiales; Aspergillaceae
Product: HAD family hydrolase
Exons: 1
Coding region: 1-609 (202 amino acids)
Source: RefSeq, a predicted model, not a curated record
AUGUCUCCCUACACCGCCAUUGCCUUUGACAUGGGCGAUGUGCUGUUCAACUGGAAUCCCCAGGCCGCUACCGAGAUCUCAGUGCAAAGUCUAGGCCAAAUCACCAAGUGUGAUCUCUGGGACGAAUUCGAGCGCGGAAAUGUCACUCCUCACGACUGUUAUCAUCAACUAGGGCGUGAUUUCAAUCUGGACCCUUCGAAGAUUGCAGCAACAUUCCUGCAAACCACAGGCUCACUCACGCCGAAUGAGACCAUGUCGGCUAUUGUACGCGAGCUCAAGUCGCAGGGCCUCCUGAUCUACAUGAUGACGAAUAUUCCGCGGCCAGAUUUUGACACUUUACGAGCCACGGACUACAUGUGGGAUGUAUUCGAUGGGGUUUUCGCCUCGGGGUACCUCGGCAUGCGAAAGCCAGAUGCAUGCUUCUAUAAACACGUCUUCCAAUCGACCGGGGUUCCUCCUGCAGAGAUGAUCUUUGUGGAUGACAAGUUGGAGAAUGUGGUAACCGCUCGGGAGCUUGGCAUGGCGGGCAUUCAUUUCAAAGAUACGACACAAGCGUGCCAGGAGAUCAAAGACCUGGUUGAUCGAGAUAUUCGUGAUAAGAAGGCAUGA